AUGGCAACGCCCCUCCUCGGCGAGGGAGCGCCCCGCCCCUUCCGGGCUAUCCAAUCGCCGUCACGGAGGGGCGGGAAGCCGAGCUUCUAUUGGACAGUUCUUCCGUUAAUCAAUGUCUGCGGGGCCCCGCGGGCUCCGGGACUUACCCUCACCCGCCCCGUCAGUGAGGGCCGGGGCGGAGGCGGGGCUGGCGGGCCGUUCGAACGGCGCUGCCGCUGCUGGCGGGCCUUGGGGCGGUCUCCGGGUGCCGUGGGUGCGCUGUGUCCUCACCGUGUCCCCACCGUGCCCCCGCUGUGCCCCCGGGCAGUCCCCACCGUGUCCCUGGGCAUCCCCCGCCAGCUGAGGCCGGCGCUGGCGGAGGACCUCCCGCCCGGACUCCUCUCCAGAGAGGCUGGGGGGCAGGGAAGGCUCCUUUCCCGGCCGCCCUCUCCGGGACAGGCCGCGCUGCUUCCGCCGGCUCCUCCGUUGCCGUUCCGGGAGAGAUGGUGGGCCAGACUCUUGAGUUGCAGGGUCCUGGAAAAAGCUGGCACCUGCCAAACUACGGACCAGGAGUAUGUUGCCAGGGCAACAGAGUGUAAGCAGGAGCACAGCACCUUGCAGAUCACAAAGGCAAAGCUGCAGAAAGACAUUUCAUGCCCUUCCCUGGCUCAGCGCCCAGUGCCAACAGAACACCUCGCAGGAUCCUCAGCAGCGCAGACACCCUGGAUGCUCAAGAGCAGAGGAUCUAUCAACAGCAGACCAAGCAGGGGGAGAGGCAGGCAGACCUGGAGCAGAAAUGCAGCCAGAGCAGCAGCUCAGCCAGGACCUGAAGCUUGUUCCAGGAGGAGACGGCGCAAUUUGGUGAUUGACUCCUGGAGUCUGGUUGGUGCAUCCAUGCUGGGGUAUAGAGGCCACAGAUCCCGUGGGGCUUCCCAGAACUCUCUGCCAGCCUCAGCCACCUGCAGCUCAAGGGCUCCAGAAGCAGAAACAGGGUCUCGAAUUCCAUUAAUAUCCAUCUCUCCCUGUCCAUCUGAUUUUAUUCUAGCACAGCCCCAAGCCCUGAUUUCUGAGGCAAAACAGAGCUACAGCAGCUGAGACUACAGUGAGAUCUUGUGAGAAGGAUGGUGCAAAUGCUCCAGACCGUCAGCAAGGUUAGGACCACCUGGCUGUGUCAUACCUUGGAGACUGGGGACAGCUGCUAAAGAUCUGAAAAAAAGAAGAAGUUAUAUAAGGUCAGCAGACCUGGCCUCUUCCAGGAAGAUCUACCUCGAGUGUCUGCCCACCUGAGGGGCUGAGUAAUGCUGUGGAAUGCUGAUGUAGGCAGAUGAAUCACUGCUGGUGAGAAGUCACUGCUCUAUCCAAGACCACAAAUAGCAUCAUGUUCUUGAGAUCCUCCUUUUCAUUUCCUUCCUGCAGAUUCCUGGGGUGAGCAGGAAGGGAUUAGGCUGCCUGACCUCCUGUACCUACAGUCAUGAAAAUUUCACCCCCUUACUCUGAAAUCAGUAACUUGUCUUACUAAGAUAACUUCAGACAGGCAUUUGGCUGGGCUUGAAGACACCAAAAGAUGGCAAAUGCAAGACAUCCUCUCCUGGCAAUCAGUCCCUCCACAUUAUUCUCACUGUUUUGUUUUUUCUCUCAUGAUUGCUAUGCCAACAGGGCUAAUGAAGCUUUCUAUGCAGCAGCAA
Messenger RNA from Parus major (Great Tit), 1664 nucleotides. RefSeq lists its product as uncharacterized. The record is from RefSeq and is a predicted model, not a curated record. Lineage: Eukaryota; Metazoa; Chordata; Aves; Passeriformes; Paridae. The coding region runs from base 1 to 1074 and encodes 357 amino acids. The transcript has 7 exons.